Molecule: messenger RNA, 2750 nt
Organism: Seriola dumerili (greater amberjack)
Lineage: Eukaryota; Metazoa; Chordata; Actinopteri; Carangiformes; Carangidae
Product: cyclin-dependent kinase 12-like
Exons: 4
Coding region: 199-2166 (655 amino acids)
Source: RefSeq, a predicted model, not a curated record
AAAGCAAGGUGGUGAGGUGCACCGUCGUCUGCAAGUGAAAAUUCGAUUACAAAUGUUAGCUAACUGCUUGGCAGUUUGUUGCUGUUAUGAUUUAUACAAAUUGGCAAACAUAGGUUCCCUGGCACCCCCUUUAAAGAAAGUGGAGUCGUCCAACGGAAAAGUCUUUGACAUUUACUCAGCUACUGGAGUUGCUGUGAGAUGAUGCACUCAAACAGGUCUGAGCACAGUCACAGGCGGCAGUACAGUGACAGAAGUUCAAGGCAGUGGGGUGACUAUGAUGACAGACGGGAAGAAAGGCACGAACCUCACAGAGAUGUACAGUGGGAUUCCUAUCAUAAAUAUGGUGGGGAUGGACACAGCAGCACAGAGAGAACAAACAGAAGUAGAGAGUACAGUGACUCACCUAAGAGGCGAUACAGUAAAGAUUCAGUGAGCAGAGACUGGAGCAGAAAGAGCCCAGUGAGAAGACAUGUGUCUUCACCUGAUUGGAGUGGUGCUGAAAAGAAAAGGCAAAGGUUUACAGAUGAUGAUGAGGAUGAUUACAGAUACAGGCGUGAGCCUGAGGAUAAAACGUACAGGCAGUCACCAGACAGUUUUUCACAUUUACAUGUACCCAAGGAUUUUAAACAUACACUACCACAGGAAGAGGAUUUCAAAUUCAGUAAAACAUCUCAAGACUCCAGACACAGGCAUAGGCCUGAGGAGUUCACCUACAGGCAACAACAUGAUGACUACAGACUAAUGUCUGGAUAUUACAAAGAUAGUCAUCGUCACGAAAGGAGCUGGGACCAUUCAGAAGAGAGGACUCGAUCACAAGAGCGCACUUCAAAGAGUUGUGGCAAACCAAGAGAGAGGGAUGACAGCCCUUCCACAGAUCAUGAGGAUCAUCGUCAGAAUAGGACAAGGUUUCCAUUGACUGAAUCUAGUGGACAGUCUUUUGGGAGUGAUGUCACCAACCAAAGUCCUUCUGUUCCUGAGCAGAAGUCAACCAGGGGUUUCCAGCGUUUCCUUGAUGUACUCAACAAAGGUGUGAAUGUCGCCAUGCUCACCAAGAUAGUGACUCAGACAUCUCCAGAAAUCUGUGAUCAACCAAGUUCUCCAGGUUCUUUCAUGAACACUGCAGAUCGCCGGUGGUCUCCCAGUUCUGCUGACAAGCAACAAGGAAGCCACCAAAAUAACCACCACUGGAAUGAGAGCGAAGGAUCCCAGAGCCUGGCUUCUCCACAGCCUCAUCAUAGGUCCUUCAGCCCACAGGGCUACUCUCCAUCUGAUGAAAAGUCUCUGCAAAGGAGUGAUGGAGGACAAAACUACUACAGCUUGAACAGUAGAUCCAGGUCUCCAUCAGUGGUGGGAAAGAUAACCCUGACACCUGAAGAUGAGCACAAGCACAGGCAGAUGCAAGAUGUUCUGCAGGCCAUCGGCAUGGAUUUGGGAUCUGAGGAACUUGGCCAAAUGACGCAUCGAAUCCAGGAGCGGUUAUAUGGAAAGAAGGACAGUGACCGGGGCCGCCAUCGUAGAGGAAGUAGGGAAAGGGACUCGAGGCAAGCAUUUUCUCCGAGACGUCGAAGUAGAUCAUCAUCAUCAAGCAGGUCUAAUUUCAGCUCUUUGACUCGGGACAAUUAUAUGAGAAAAGACUCAUGUAGUGCUCGGAGGGAUGAAACUGAGGUAGAUGAAGUAAAGGUACAUCAGGCUGAGUAUGGCCAGAAUGGUAGCAGUAGUUCUUUACAGGACAGUGAGAAAUGUGAAACUAACUCCCAGGAAAGCUCUGCUGCAUUACAGAUAUUUUCUCAAAAUACUACAUACAGUUUAUCAGAACCACCUCUUACACCUGUGAUGCCGACGUACUCUCCAGUGAACUGUUCACCAAUGCCAUACCCAGCUCUACCUCCAGCUCUGCCUCCCAACUUGCCCCAUAUUGGACCAAGGCUAUUCUUGCCUCGUCUACCUCCCUUCCUCCCUUAUCCCCAUAUCCCACCUCUGAACAUCAUUCCAGCGGUACUCGCUCAAACAAGACAUCUACUCCCACAAAACAUUAGUAAUCCACAGUCACCCUUUUUUAACCUGCCAAAUCUAAACCCAGUGCAGCCACUGAAUACAACACAAAAGUCAAAAACACAGUCAAGGCCCCGAUGUUUGCAGGUCAUUGAAACCAAACAACCUGGAUGAUGUUACAUCGGAUGAAAAUCUGACUUUAAAACUGACUGAUAGAGUUGAACAAUUAUCUUUUGCCUAAUAGUAGAAAAUAUUAAUAGAGUAAACAGUUGAGCCUUCAGAGUGUCCUGUUUUAACCACAAAUCACAUAUUUGAACAUCAAAGAAAACCAACAUUGAACAUUUGCAAGCAAACUGUCCAGCAGCAGCAAAAAGUAAUGCUAAAAAAUGAUGAAAACAGAACAGACAGUAACAACAGGAGUUAAUCAAAGAAACCUUCAGGUGGCGUUGGAGCUGUGUCCAUAACCUGGUCUGCCCUUGUUCCCAGAGCACAAUGUCAUGCUAAAGAAAAACACUGAAAAGUUGUGCAGAAAGUGAUUUUGUUGGUUUCUGAGAACCUUGACUCAGUUUUAUCAUUUCAAAUUAGAUCAAACAGUAUAAUUUGAUACACUAUCAUUUUUGUUGAACUUAUAUUUGUUUGCAAUUGUGUCAUUGUAGGAUUCAGCCUUUAUCCUUCUAAAAUGCACCAUAGCCUGGAGUACAGAAUGUGCUUUGCACUUAAGCUUGUCAGCUCAGAAAACUGUUCUGUAAAUAUCUGAA